Molecule: messenger RNA, 529 nt
Organism: Schistocerca cancellata (South American locust)
Lineage: Eukaryota; Metazoa; Arthropoda; Insecta; Orthoptera; Acrididae
Exons: 4
Coding region: 98-529 (143 amino acids)
Source: RefSeq, a predicted model, not a curated record
GUUACAGCAACCAGCAGUGCCGAAAGUGGCGAGAGCUGACCCUACAGCUGUCUCUGCAAUUCAGAAUCCAGUCUUCCGCUGACUCCAGCGCCACGACAUGGCGUCCACAGCGUUUGUGCUGAAUGCUGGAGUAUUUGCAUUAGCUCUAACAGUUGCGAUUCCGAUAUUUCCAACGUUGGCACAUCAGACACCGUGUACUACAGAAACAACUUAUCCUUAUGGGAAACCCGCAGUAAUUGUCAAAACAACCGUUACAUGCAGUCCAGAUCAUGAUGGCCACAAAGCAGGCGUCUGUUCGAAAUACGAUAUGGAGGUCACGAAUCAUAUUAUAAUAGCGCAUCACAGUCAGGAGACAGAGGUGGUGACGACAGGUGAACCACUCGACUCCGUUGGCUACAUCAACUGGGACGAGAGCGCUGGUCCACCGUCCAUGGAAGGUGAAUGCGGCGCGGUGUGGGAGGCAACGGGCAAAGUCAGGAACAUCCGCAGCAAAGUCCCGCUCCCGUUCGUCUGUGAGCUGCCGGCGUAG